This is a messenger RNA of Cordyceps militaris CM01, 1515 nucleotides long. Its product is annotated as 5-aminolevulinate synthase. Lineage: Eukaryota; Fungi; Ascomycota; Sordariomycetes; Hypocreales; Cordycipitaceae. Gene Ontology annotation, molecular function: pyridoxal phosphate binding; 5-aminolevulinate synthase activity. Gene Ontology annotation, cellular component: mitochondrion. The transcript has a single exon. Gene Ontology annotation, biological process: heme biosynthetic process. The coding region runs from base 1 to 1515 and encodes 504 amino acids. The record is from RefSeq and is a predicted model, not a curated record.
AUGCCGGCCCACCGCAAGGAAGCCACCGUCGCCGCCGCCGCCGCUGCCUACCCGAACCACGCUACCAAGUUCGACUAUGGUGGAUUCUACACCACCGAGCUGGACAAGAAGCACAAGGAUAAGUCGUAUCGCUACUUCAACAACAUCAAUCGCCUUGCCAAGGAAUUUCCCCGCGCGCACAUGGCCAACAAGGAGGAAAAGGUCACCGUCUGGUGCGCCAAUGACUAUCUCGGCAUGGGCCGCAACAAGGUCGUCCUGGACAAGAUGCACGAGACUCUCGACGAGUACGGCGCCGGAGCCGGCGGCACGCGCAACAUCUCGGGCCACAACAGGCAUGCUGUCGAGCUCGAAGCCACCCUGGCUAAGCUGCACGCCCAAGAGUCUGCGCUCGUCUUCUCUUCUUGCUACGUCGCAAACGACGCUACCCUGGCCACUCUCGGCAGCAAGCUCCCGGAUUGCGUCAUCUUGUCCGACAGCCUGAACCACGCCUCCAUGAUCCAGGGCAUCCGGCAUUCCGGUACCAAGAAGAUUGUGUUCAAGCACAAUGACGUUGCCGAUCUCGAGGCCAAGCUUGCGUCGCUCCCGCUUCACGUGCCCAAGAUCAUUGCUUUUGAGUCUGUCUAUAGCAUGUGCGGCUCCAUCGGUCCUAUCGAGGCUAUCUGCGAUCUGGCCGACAAGUACGGUGCCAUUACCUUCCUCGACGAGGUUCACGCCGUCGGCAUGUACGGUCCGAACGGUGCUGGUGUCGCCGAGCACCUCGACUGGGAAGCGCACAAGGAGGGCAUGCCCCGCGGCACCAUUAUGAAUCGCAUCGACAUCAUCACUGGGACUCUAGGCAAGGCGUAUGGCUGCGUUGGCGGAUACAUUGCCGGCAGCGCGAAGCUUGUCGACAUGAUUCGCUCUCUGGCUCCCGGUUUCAUCUUUACGACCUCUCUGCCUCCGGCGACCAUGGCUGGUGCCAAGGCGUCGAUUGAGUACCAGAUGGAAUACGACGGUGAUCGCAGACUGCAGCAGCUUCAUACCCGCGCCGUCAAGGAGGAGAUGAACUCACGUGACAUUCCCGUGAUGCCGAAUCCGUCUCAUAUUAUUCCCAUCCUGGUUGGCAGCGCCGAGUUAGCCAAGACUGCCUCGGAUAUGCUUCUCAAGGAUUAUAAGAUUUAUGUGCAAUCCAUCAACUAUCCGACUGUUCCGGUGGGACAGGAGCGCCUCCGUAUCACGCCCACGCCUGGACACACCAAGGAGUACCGCGACGAGCUGGUGGCUGCUGUGGAUGAGAUUUGGACCCGACUUGGAAUCAAGAGAACCUCGGAGUGGGCUGCCCAAGGUGGCUUCAUUGGCGUUGGUGAGGAGGGAGUUGCUGAGAAGGCCCUCUGGACCGACAAGCAGCUUGGGAUCGAGCAAGCUAGAAAGGAGAUGAUGGCCACUGGACAGGUCAAGAACGGCGCAAGCUUCACUGAAGCGCUCCUUGAGCGCGAGUCGGCCGGUGCCCGGGCUGCUGGCGUGGCGGUCGCCUAG